Messenger RNA from Amaranthus tricolor (Joseph's coat), 1818 nucleotides. Its product is annotated as N6-mAMP deaminase. Gene Ontology annotation, biological process: adenosine catabolic process; inosine biosynthetic process. The record is from RefSeq and is a predicted model, not a curated record. The coding region runs from base 194 to 1291 and encodes 365 amino acids. The transcript has 11 exons. Gene Ontology annotation, molecular function: adenosine deaminase activity. NCBI's taxonomy places the organism in Eukaryota, Viridiplantae, Streptophyta, Magnoliopsida, Caryophyllales, Amaranthaceae.
AUUGUUGUUUGAAAUUUUAAAAUUGAACUCAAUUUUGUCCCAAACAACCUCAAUUGAUAUGACUCGUUCCUCAUUUUUACUGCUCUUUGGAUAAAAUGAGUUUUUGACUAGAUUUUUAGAGCCUAGAGGUACUCCACAGCCAUUUUUGCACGAGAAGCGAGGAGGGAGAAGCCUAGAGAAACACCCAACAUUAAUGGAGAUGGAUUAUUGGGUAUCCAUCCCUAAAGUGGAGCUCCAUGCCCACCUCAAUGGUUCCGUCAGAGAUUCUACUCUACUAGAACUUGCUAAAGAAUUGGGGGAAAAGGGAAUAAUUCUUUUCUCAGAUGUGGAACAUGUAAUCCUCAAAAAUGAUAGAUCUCUAACUGAAGUGUUCAAAAUGUUUGAUUUGAUUCAUAUCCUUACAACUGAUCAUGAUACUGUCACCAGAAUCACCAAAGAAGUUGUAGAGGACUUUGCUUCCGAGAAUGUGGUCUAUUUGGAACUAAGGACUACCCCUAAGAGGAACGAUUCUAGAGGAAUGACCAAACACUCAUAUAUGGAAGCUGUGGUUGAGGGUUUAAGAAGAGUUGAUGCCUUCAACAUUGAUUUUGCUUUGACUGAAACUGAACUAUGGAAGAAAGGGACUUCAUGUCAAAGGAAUAAUGAGUGUGGCUGCCUUUCUAAGAGGAAGAUAUAUGUUAGACUUCUCCUCAGCAUUGAUCGACGUGAGACUCUUGAAGCUGCAAUGGAAACUGUUAAGCUAGCAUUGGACAUGAGGAAUUUGGGAGUGGUCGGCAUUGAUCUAUCAGGCAAUCCAAAAGUUGGAGAAUGGACAACGUUUUUGCCAGCUUUGAGAUUCGCCAGAGAGCAAGGUCUUCGUGUGACACUGCAUUGUGGGGAGGUCCCUAAUCAGGAGGAAAUUCAUGGAAUGCUGGACUUUCUUCCAGAAAGGAUUGGUCAUGCCUGUUGCUUGGAAGAGGAUGCAUGGAGAAAAUUGAAAACGUCAAAGAUCCCGGUUGAAAUAUGUUUGACAUCCAACAUCCGAACUAAUACAAUUUCCUCGAUCGCUGUUCAUCACUUUGCUGAUCUAUACAGCACGAAACAUCCACUUAUUCUAUGCACCGAUGACAGCGGAGUGUUCUCUACAAGUUUAUCAAAAGAGUAUGCCAUUGCUGCUGCCGCGUUUGGUCUUGGGAAGAAGGAAAUGUUCCAGCUAGCAAAGAAUGCAGUUGAAUACUCGUUUGCCGAAGAUAAAGUAGUAAGCGAAUUGAAAGAUUUCUUCGAUACGGUAGAAGCUGAGUUUAGCUUAUGAUGGAUGGUUAUGUGUUGCUAUGAACUUUUAUUAGUUUUUUACAUGUUUGAAACGCUCGUAAAUGUCAUUUCCUACACGAAUCCUUAUAUAAAACGGAUUUUUUUUAAUUAAAGUGAUAAAAAGAAAUGUGUAUUUUGAUUUAGAAUCAUAUUAAUUUAUUAUAGGUCUUUAUAAAGUAUUUAGGACGUAUAUUUUCAACCAUAUUCAAUGUCGUAGAUGAUCGUGUUCCGUAUCUAUUCUAUAUUGAAGUAUGUUUUUGUAUCCCUUCUAUACUCAAACGCAUACCACCUUAUUUUAUUUCACCCAUACAACCAUAUUUAGUGUCGUAAAUAUUCAUAUCCUGUAUCUUGAGAUUAAAUCUCACCUUCUUAUUGCCUAUCCUAUAAUCCAAAAGAGUUGAUAUGCUCGUCUCGUAAUGUAAUCGUAGUAUAGUCUACUUAAUCAAGAUUUGGGCAUCUUGACUUUGGUUGUUGUCUAGAAAUCUAGAUUGAACUAUAAUUAAAUUUUAAGUGGCAGGUAUGAAUAGG